This is a messenger RNA of Drosophila willistoni, 786 nucleotides long. RefSeq lists its product as uncharacterized. The transcript has 2 exons. NCBI's taxonomy places the organism in Eukaryota, Metazoa, Arthropoda, Insecta, Diptera, Drosophilidae. Bases 220 to 702 code for a protein of 160 amino acids. The record is from RefSeq and is a predicted model, not a curated record.
CUUUCAGAGGAAUCGUUAGUUCACAUACACUGUUAAUCCCAAAAGUUUUUUGUAGAUUACAUAUGUGGAAAUCGGGUCCUUUAUCCCAUGCUGCUUAGUGGGAUCAAAGCAUUAUGCAAAAUUCUGUUUCAAUUGUCAAUGAUGCUUUGUACGAUUGGAAUAAUUAUUGAGACACCAGUGUUUUUAUUUAAAUAGAAAAAAAUACGUGUUUUGAAAAUCAUGAGCCCUUCUUACAAAACUAACGCUAAUAUCGGAUUAUCUGGUAGACGACUUCCAGAAGCCGUUCUAGUGCGAACUUUAGAAAUAUCAUCAAAUUUGAUUGACGACUUUUGGUUAAAUAAAAACUUGUCAUGCACUUCGCCAAUUAAUUAUGAAUUAAACCACGAUAUAAGACAUUCAAUAAUAUAUCAUAAAUUAUAUAUGGCUCGAAAUUCCAUUGUAUCCCGUGAUUGCAAAAGUUUGGCCAAGGUGCUAACAUCAUACAUAUUUGGAGAUAGUUUAGUUCGAAAAGGUGCUUUUAUUCUCUUUACCAAGUAUGCUGCGACUAUGCUAAAAAUAAUUGAUCGAAGACUAUUGAAUACUCUAGGUCUCAUAACUCCUGCACCAACAGGUCAUUCUGCACUUUUUAAAAUGGGAAUAAAAAGGACAAGCACAUUGACGCAAAGGCCUUGGAAAAAAAAAAAAAACAAUAUUCUUACCUAGCUAAAACUUAAAACAACGCAAUUUUUGUAAUUUCUUAUUAUUUUUUGACAAAGUACAUUUUUGAUGUUGAUAAAUUCUUAAAAA